Messenger RNA from Passer montanus (Eurasian tree sparrow), 1055 nucleotides. RefSeq names its product proline rich transmembrane protein 1B (gene PRRT1B). The record is from RefSeq and is a predicted model, not a curated record. Gene Ontology annotation, cellular component: membrane. The coding region runs from base 114 to 752 and encodes 212 amino acids. NCBI's taxonomy places the organism in Eukaryota, Metazoa, Chordata, Aves, Passeriformes, Passeridae. The transcript has 3 exons.
GGCGCCGGGGGGGAGCACGAGGGCGGCCCCAUCGCACCCCGCACCCGCGGUGACCGCUCGGCUGGGUGUCCCGUCCCGUCAGAAGCUCGCUGUCCCCGCAGGCGUCUCCGCGGAUGGACGGUGAGCCGCCAGCCGGGCCCCAGCCCCGCGGCCCCGCUGCCGGGCGGGGAGCGGAGCCGGGGGAUGGCGGCGGGCCGGCCGCAGGGCUUCCCAGCCCCGGCACCCGCAGCGACGCGCCCGCGGCCCCCGGGGACAGGCCCGUGGCCGUGUCGGUGGUCACCAACUCAGCCUUCGAGGGGGCCCCUCCACCCUACUCGCCGCCGGACCCCAAGAGCUUUCACCCCCUGUACCCGCCCUUCCCAGCCGGCUGCUCCCAGCAAGGGCCCGUCUUUUACCCGUCGGGGCCGGGACCGCGGCCCUUCCCAGCCCCGGGCUUCCCCGCCGGCCCGCUGCCCUACAGCCCGCACACCGCGCAGCCGGCCGCGGGGCCCUCACCCGCGGGCCGCGGGCGCCAGCGGCCCAAGGACUACACGGUGGAGUCGGUGCUGGUGACCCUCUUCUGCUGCGUGCUCACCGGGGUCAUGGCCCUCGUCUACUCCCACGAGACCCGGGCUGCGCUCGCCCGUGGGGACAUGGCCCAGGCGUACGUGGCAUCCCGAAAGGCGCAGUCACUGGUCCUCAUCAGCCUCCUCUUCGGGUUGUUCGCCUCCAUCAGCUGGAUCAUCUACGUCCUGGUGUCCCUGUACCUGUGACAAGGACCCUGGGCGUGUGCCAAGGACUCCAAGGCUCGCCGCCUGAGGGGGGUGUGUGGGGCACGGGCAGGUGAAGUGGCCACAGCUUUGUGUGGAAACGGGUGACAACGAAGAGUUUUUGGGGCUGUGGGGCAGCGUCCGUCCUUCCCGGCAGGGCGAGGAGCUGCCCUGGAGCCCUCAGCCAUCUGCUCAGCCCAGGGCAGGGAGAUGCUGCAUCCUGCUGGAUCCAGCUCUGGGCAGGGAGCUGUGUGGGAUCCAUGGGCAGGAUCGGGCUCUGCUGCAGGAUGCUGAAUCCCAUUGCUG